UUGGCUCGUGCGGUGAGAUUCUUCGGAGAGAAAUCCAUGGGUGAGUUUCAACUCUUGACUCUUCUCAUCUCUUCCUGAGAGGCUUUACUGCCAAGUCCGCUUGCUCAAGAGCCCCUUCCGCACGGUAGACGAGGAACAAAUGCGCAAAGUCAUAGCUCAGGAAGCUGAAGUCCUCAAAAUCGCCAAGCUGACAGACACCGACAAAUUAGUCUACCUAGAGGCUGCGGUCACGAGGCUCUCGGUACAGGCAACCAUGUACUCUCAGUCACUCUCAGAACAGAAGUACAACAAAAUACUUGAAUGGCUGUCCGCGUCACCAUAUUACAACCAUCAUCAGUUCGUCUCGCAAUCCCGGCUACCCGGCCUCGGGAAAUGGCUGCUUAACCACAAGGACUACAUCGAUUGGCAAACAUCGAGUUCUUCCUCGCUGCUCUUGCUCCAUGGUAUCACCGGCUCGGGCAAAUCGAUGCUGUGCUCGGUGAUCGUGGACUCUUUAUUGUCUAUCGCUAACAAUGAUCCAUUCGCCGCCCCAUUUGGAUACAUCUAUUGUGCGAACCCCGACUUUGAGAGGGCACGCUAUUCGUCUGAUGAUGUGAUGCGCUCCAUACUCGGCCAGCUUGCUCUCGAUACAACAGGCCGACGUAAGAUCAAAGACUUCCUCUGCUCGGAGUAUGAGCGCCAAAUUGCAACAGCACGUGUUGACGGACUGGAUUUAAUGAAGUUGAGAACGCAAGACUGCGUUCGGCUCAUCCUUGAGCUUGCUGAGCAGGAUCCAUUGACCAUUAUCAUCGACGCCAUCGAUACUGUUAAGGAGAACGAACGGCAUGCCCUCAUUUCCACACUGAAGGGGAUCGUCUUGGAAGCGGAUAAUGUCGUUAAGAUCUUGAUAACGAGCAGAAGCAGCAACUGUACAACAAUCGCACCGGCGGCCGAUAAGCAAAUCCAGAUCACUAGCCAUGAAACUCAACAAGACAUGGAAAGUUUCGUGAACCACCUAAUUGACACCGCUGUGACAAGCAAGCUGCUACUCGAAGGGAAAGUGUCCCCUGCUUUGCACAGCAUGCUGAUACAGGCACUCCUCGACGGAGCUGGCGAAAUGUAAGUAUUUCCGAUCGAUCUCUGAACAUUCAAAGUGACUGAUACAGGUUUCUCUGGGUCAAACUGCAAAUCGAGCGUCUUUGCCGAGAAAAGAUUGAGGAUGACGUUAUAAUAGCAUUAC
Molecule: messenger RNA, 1219 nt
Organism: Mytilinidion resinicola
Lineage: Eukaryota; Fungi; Ascomycota; Dothideomycetes; Mytilinidiales; Mytilinidiaceae
Exons: 2
Coding region: 140-1102 (320 amino acids)
Molecular function (GO): ATP hydrolysis activity
Source: RefSeq, a predicted model, not a curated record